AUGGUCGUCCACAUCCGCGGUUGCAACUCCAGCACCACAGACAGCUCCCUCUCCAGCUCCAGCCUCGGCACCGACGCCUCCCUGUGGGACUCCGCCGCGACCCAGAGCCCCGGCGGGCUGAGUCGCACCGGCCACACGGUGGUGGCAGUAUGCCUCGGCUUCAUCCUAGUGGCGGGACUCCUCAACAACUUUCUCACUCUGCUCGUAUUCUCAAAGUUCCGCUGCCUCUGGACGCCCAUCAACCUCAUCCUGGUCAACAUCAGCCUGAGCGACAUCCUGGUGUGCGUUUUCGGGACUCCGUUCAGCUUCGCGGCGAGUCUGCGCGGCAGGUGGCUGAUCGGAGAGUACGGCUGCAAGUGGUACGGGUUCGCCAAUUCCCUGUUUGGCAUUGUGUCCCUGGUGUCCUUGGCUGUUCUCUCCUAUGAGCGCUACACCACCGUGCUGCAGUCCUCCCAGAUUGACAUCUCAGACUUCAGGAAGGCCUGGCUGUGCAUCGGAGGCUCCUGGCUCUACUCUCUGCUCUGGACACUGCCACCUCUCCUAGGUUGGAGCAGCUACGGGCCCGAGGGUCCUGGUACCACUUGUUCUGUCCAGUGGCACAUCCGCUCACCCACCAGCGUCUCCUACGUGUUGUGUCUCUUUAUUUUCUGCCUGCUGCUGCCCCUUCUGCUCAUGGUCUACUCUUAUGGUCGAAUCCUGGUUGCCAUCAGGAGGGUGGGUAAGAUUAAUCUGAUGGCAGCUCAACGCAGAGAGCAGCACAUUUUGGCAAUGGUGUUGUCCAUGGUGUCCUGCUACAUGCUGUGCUGGAUGCCCUACGGCAUCAUGGCGCUGAUAGCCACCUUUGGUAGGUCGGGACUGGUCACCUCCAUGGCUAGUGUGGUGCCCUCCAUCCUGGCCAAGUUCAGCACUGUUGUCAACCCCGUUAUCUACGUGUUCUUCAACAACCAGUUUUAUAGAUGCUUUGUGGCCUUCAUGAAGUGCAGCAGUGAACCCCACACUGUUCAAGGAGAGGAGCACCCAACUCUGAGGACUAAGCUGUCAGGUUUCUUUCAUGUUCACAGACAAGCCUCCCUCAGCUCCUCACAACCUCAGAUCCUCAGCAGCAACAGAAAUGCCGCUCUCUGCAGCCGGCACACCCUUUUUGUCCACUACACUCCAUAAAAAGUUUGUAUAUUUUUCAUCUGUAAAAAAAAAAAAAAA
Molecule: messenger RNA, 1200 nt
Organism: Stegastes partitus (bicolor damselfish)
Lineage: Eukaryota; Metazoa; Chordata; Actinopteri; Pomacentridae
Gene: tmtops3a
Product: teleost multiple tissue opsin 3a
Exons: 4
Coding region: 1-1161 (386 amino acids)
Biological process (GO): G protein-coupled receptor signaling pathway
Cellular component (GO): membrane
Molecular function (GO): G protein-coupled receptor activity
Source: RefSeq, a predicted model, not a curated record